AUAAAGUGAUAUGUCACAAGAACAUGAUUUAGAUGAUUUAGCAGAACAAUAAUUGGCUGAAUAAACUGCUCUAAGUUAGAUUCCAUCAAUUCCAGAUUAGGCUUUACCAACUCGUUAAUAUUUAGAGAAAGCAGUUAUUGAUUAACUUCAUGGUAGAUUAUUAUUAAUAAAAGGUGAAGAUGCUUUAAAGGCAUUAGCAAGGGAGAGACCCAAAAAUCCUAUUGAAUUUUUUUCAUAUUAUUUAAUGACUUAACAUUGUAAUAAGAAGAAAGAAUAACAAGAAUAAUGAAAUUAACUGCAGUAUAAUUGUAUAAUCCCA
Paramecium sonneborni is the source of this 319-nucleotide messenger RNA. Lineage: Eukaryota; Ciliophora; Oligohymenophorea; Peniculida; Parameciidae. The record is from the annotation of a GenBank genome assembly.